AUGAGGUUGUUUUUAAUCUCAGUGACAAUAUUUUGUGCCAUUAUCUCAAGCGUGAACUCUUGUUCACCAGCAGACUUGGCAGCUCUUAAAGCCUUCAAAACCGGCCUCACCGAUUCCCAUUUGGGUCUCUUCAACUCCUGGGUAGGAACCGACUGCUGCGUAAACUGGUACGGCGUCAGCUGCGACCCCGAAACUAAGCGAGUCGUCGACAUUAACCUCCGAGGCGAGUCGGAGGACCCGAUACUCACCAAAUCGGGUCAGUCCGGGUUCAUGUCCGGCUCCAUCUCGCCCGAAAUUUGCAAACUUGACCGCCUCACCACCCUCAUUGUCGCAGACUGGAAGGGAAUCACCGGCGAGAUCCCCAAAUGCCUCACUUCACUCUCCAAUCUCCGAGUCCUCGACCUUAUCGGAAACAAGAUUUCUGGCGAUAUUCCGGCCGAUAUUGGAAACCUCAAGAUGCUCGCCGUCCUCAAUCUGGCCGACAACCAGAUAUCCGGCAAGAUUCCGGCUAGCAUAGUAAGCAUGUCCGGGUUAAUGCACCUGGACGUCAGCAACAACCAAAUCUCGGGCGAAAUGCCGGCCGAUUUCGGGAAACUCAAGAUGCUGAGCCGGGCUUUGCUGAACCGGAACCAGCUCACCGGGUCCAUCCCUGUUUCCGUCGGCAACAUGAACCGGUUAGCCGACUUGGACCUGUCCAGGAACCGGAUCUCGGGUAGUGUACCGGACUGUCUCGGAAAAAUGCAGGUUCUUUCGACGCUGAAUUUGGACGGGAACUUAAUUUCGGGUCAAUUGCCUUCCACCCUUUUGAGCAACCGGGGUUUGGGCAUCUUGAACUUGAGCCGAAACAGCAUUGGAGGUAACAUACCGGACGUUUUCCCACGGAAAUUCGUAUUUCAUGGCGCUGGAUUUGUCGUACAACAACUUGAAGGGCCCGAUACCCGGUUCGCUAUCGGCGGCCAAAUAUAUCGGGCACCUGGAUCUGAGCCACAACCACUUGUGUGGGACCAUUCCGGUGGGCAACCCAUUCGAUCACCUCGAAGCGUCGUCGUUUGCCAACAAUGA
This is a messenger RNA of Prunus armeniaca (apricot), 1062 nucleotides long. Lineage: Eukaryota; Viridiplantae; Streptophyta; Magnoliopsida; Rosales; Rosaceae. The record is from the annotation of a GenBank genome assembly.